Morus notabilis is the source of this 752-nucleotide messenger RNA. Its product is annotated as non-specific lipid-transfer protein 3. The record is from RefSeq and is a predicted model, not a curated record. Gene Ontology annotation, molecular function: lipid binding. Gene Ontology annotation, cellular component: membrane. Gene Ontology annotation, biological process: lipid transport. NCBI's taxonomy places the organism in Eukaryota, Viridiplantae, Streptophyta, Magnoliopsida, Rosales, Moraceae.
AUUGGAACCCCACCACAACAUACUAGAAUUGAUACAGACUAGCACUUUGUAUAGAUUUAGUCCACUAAAACUACCUUCUUUCUCUAUAUAAACAUCCCAGAAUUGAACCCCUUGGACUCUCAACCAGCUCCGAACAAACAUACUAAGAACCAUAAUGGCCACCUCAAGACUCCUUAAGUUGGCCUGUCUAGUUGUAGCCACAUUGCUCGUAUUAGGCGCGCCCAAGGGCAAAAGCUGCGGUCAGGUGGUAAGAUACCUAAUGCCGUGCGUCUCCUACGUGGUAAAUGGCGGAACUGUGCCAGCGGCAUGCUGCAGCGGGAUCAGGACGCUCUACAGCUUAGCAAAGACCACCGACGACCGCCAGGGAGUCUGCACGUGCUUGAAAGACGCCAUCAGCGGGUUCUCUUACAACGGCAAUAAUGUAGGCCUUGCAGCCAGGCUGCCUAGCAAGUGUGGCCUCAAUCUUCCUUACAAGAUCAGCCCCUCUACUGACUGCAAAACGGUCAAGUGAAAUCGAUGAAAAUAGUGGAUCAUCUACAUAAAGGAUAUGUAGUCGUUUUCAGAAUAAAUCGGUGUUUUCUUUCACCGAAAUUGUCACUGAUGGUACCGUACUAUGGUAGUGGACCUGACAAAUUAUGAUCAGUUAUAUUAAUGUGUCGUUUGUGAUGAAGUUAAUGGAACUACGUUGUAACAGCUAGUACUCUCUUUAAAAGUUCUAAAUCUUAAGUUAAUGGUAUGAUUUUUUUUUUUUU